Messenger RNA from Neopelma chrysocephalum (saffron-crested tyrant-manakin), 2096 nucleotides. It is a transcript of the gene PROX2, whose product is annotated as prospero homeobox 2. Gene Ontology annotation, cellular component: nucleus. Bases 1 to 1974 code for a protein of 657 amino acids. The record is from RefSeq and is a predicted model, not a curated record. Gene Ontology annotation, molecular function: RNA polymerase II cis-regulatory region sequence-specific DNA binding; DNA-binding transcription factor activity, RNA polymerase II-specific. Lineage: Eukaryota; Metazoa; Chordata; Aves; Passeriformes; Pipridae. The transcript is spliced from 4 exons. Gene Ontology annotation, biological process: regulation of transcription by RNA polymerase II.
AUGAUCCCCAACCAGCUGAAGGUCAGCUCUCCAGUUUCCAGGCAGGAAGACAAAAUGGAUGGCAGGACUGGCUUUGAGCAGGACAGAGGCCGUGCCACUUCAGGGCAUGGCCAGGGGCUGAAUUCGGAGCCCUAUUUCCAGACUGACUCUCUCUUGCCUUCCUCCAAUGCAUCCCUCAUAUCACAGUUCCUCAGCCACCCGAUGUUUGGCAGGAGCCUGGAUUCCACCCUCCUUUUCCCUUCCUCUCAGGCAGUGGCCCUGCCUCAGGACAAGUGUGGUGCAUCUCCUGGAGAAGGAGCACAAGCCCUGCCUUUCCCCAGGACCCGUGCCUCGGCUCCCAUGCCCUAUGCUAGUGAUGGGGACCAGCUCUCCAGCCAGCACCUACGAGCCAAGAGGGCCAGGGUGGAGAGCAUCAUCCAAGGCAUAAGCCUCCCGCCAACCCCUCAGGCAUUUGACACCAGCCUGGAGGCAGCUUUUAGGCAUGAGAGGGAGAGAGGUGGUGAGAUGCCCUGGGAGAACAAGAGAAAGCUGAGGGUGCCCCAGCAGGGCCUGGGGGUGGCUGGACGAGUGGCCCCCAUGGGUGGCAGCUCCCAUGCCAAGGGCGGCAGCUCCCAUGCCAAGGGCUGCCAGCAGCUGAAGGAGCAGCUCUGCUUUUUAGAGCAGCAGCUGAGGUGGCUUCAGGAAAAGUUCUGCCAGGUCUAUGACUCUGCGGAUGCUGCUCAAACCCAGGAAGAUUCCGAGAAAGUGCAGCCACUUCCUGAAAGGCCUAGAGACAGACUGGAUAAGGACAGUGCCACUGUCACUGGCAACCCCUGCAAAGCACCUCUCUGGAGGAGCAUCUUGGAGGUGUGUAGGCUGGAGGAGGAGGACAAAUGUGAUGCAGGUGGCCUGCCCACGGCAGUGAGGGUCCUCUCGCAGGCACUGAAGCAUGAGCUGGCCGGGGUAACGUCCCAGGUGGUAGACUCUGUCCUGAAGACUGUCUGGCCAAAGGCAGCCAGCCACCUCCAACAGCAGCACAACAGCUGCCUGGUGCUGAGGCCAGAUGCCAGGAGAGAGUAUUUUACUGGUGGGAAAUGCAGAAAGCCACUUGCUAAGCCAUCUCCCAUGAAUGCGCCAGGCUCACUGGGCUCAGCUCAGGCUAAAGUCCUGUCAGGAACUUUGGAAAAGAGCCCGGGCUCUCAUGCUGGCUCCUUCAGUUCAAAGGGCAUCAGAAAAUCCUCUCAGAUACCCAGCAUGGGUUAUUCACUGGGCCCGGUCACCCCUGUCCAGGACAGCCAGCUGUUGAGCCAGCUGUUGGACUAUGGUCAGCACAGCCUCUGGGGCACCGACUCUCAUGGGAGCCCAUCUGCUCUGGAGAGGUGUCCUCCAGAGCCCCUCAGCUUACACUGGGGAACCGUCAAACUGAGGUCGUCAGUCGUGAGACAGCAGCAGCACCAUCCCCUGCCCCUGAGCCCUGCCAACAUGGAGAGUCUGGCACUGCUGCCGAUGCAGGAGGCACUGACCCCUGGCCACCUGAAGAAGGCCAAGCUGAUGUUUUUCUUCACUCGCUACCCCAGCUCCACUCUGCUGAAGACAUACUUCCUCGAUGUGCAGUUCAGCCGCUGCAUCACCUCCCAGCUCAUCAAGUGGUUCAGCAACUUCCGUGAGUUUUACUACAUCCAGGUGGAGAAGUUUGCCCGACGGGCCCUGCUAGAGGGUGUUGUGGAUGCUUGCACCCUCCAGGUCUCCCGCGACUCAGAGCUUUUCCGUGCCCUUAACAUGCACUAUAACAAAGGGAACGACUUUGAGGUGCCAGGGCGGUUCCUGGAGGUGGCCAGUCUGACGCUGCAGGAGUUCUUCAGUGCUGUCAGGGCAGGCAAGGACGCCGACCCCUCCUGGAAGAAACCCAUUUACAAAAUAAUUUCUAAACUGGACAGCGACAUCCCGGAAGGGUUCAAAGCUGCUGGCUGCUCCCAGGAACUGCUCCGCAGCUGAGUCUCUGUGAAAGCAGCCCCAGAUCCUCUGUGCAGCCAUCAUGUGUUUAGUACCUCAUGGGCACUGUGCACAGCAUACAUUAUUCAGAGUACUCUCUCUCUGACCUGUAAGACAGCUCCUUG